Molecule: messenger RNA, 1590 nt
Organism: Guyanagaster necrorhizus
Lineage: Eukaryota; Fungi; Basidiomycota; Agaricomycetes; Agaricales; Physalacriaceae
Product: cytochrome P450
Exons: 13
Coding region: 1-1590 (529 amino acids)
Molecular function (GO): oxidoreductase activity, acting on paired donors, with incorporation or reduction of molecular oxygen; iron ion binding; heme binding
Source: RefSeq, a predicted model, not a curated record
AUGGAUUUCAACCUCGCGAUACGCAACGUCAUGCAGGGCAGAGUGAAAGUGCCCCUUUUCGUCGUCAUUGGAGUGUUAUUCUUCUCAUAUUUGAUACGCAGGAGGCAGGUGCGUCUGCGUACCAACCCUCGUCGCCUUCCAUUCCCUCCUGGACCUAAGCCUCUUCCGCUUGUCGGGAAUCUUCUGGAUAUCCCUCGCGACAGUGAAGCUGCUCGGUACAACAAGCUUGCUCGAGAACAUGGUGACCUCGUUUUUUUGAGUGUCUUCGGGAAAACGAUCUUGGUCGUCAACACUUAUCAGGUUGCAAAUGAUUUAUUCGAGAAGCGCUCUUCGAACUAUUCUGACCGUAAUGAACUUCCCAUGAUCAAUGACUUAAUGGGCUGGGACUGGAGUUUCGGCCAUAUGCCAUAUGGCGACCGCUGGAAAGCACAUCGCAAAAUAUUCCAUGCUCACUUCCAAUCUUCCGUCGUGUCAGUCUACUGGCCCAUUCAACUUAAAGAAGCUCAUAAGCUGCUUCGUCGUCUGCUACACGAACCCGGAGAAUUACUGGAGCAUCUUCGCCAUAAUUCAGCCAGCACGAUCAUGAACGUCACGUACGGGAUAGAAGUAUCGGAUGAAGACGAUCGAUACAUCACCGUGGCAGAGAAGGCCUUGGAUGGGAUGGCUAAAGCCGCACAUCCUGGAGCUUUUCUCGUCGACAUCUUUCCUAUUCUCAAACACAUCCCCGAAUUCAUGCCUUUCGCCGAAUUCAAGAGGAAAGCUCGUGACUGGAGGAAAGCAGUCUUGGAAAUGCGCGAUGCUCCUUAUGAGGCCGUUAAGAACGCGUUGAAACAAGGAACCGCUGCUCCCUGCUUUGUUUCCUACCUUCUCGACGACUUGGAGGCAAAGAAAGAAAACAAGCAGCAGGAGGAUACGAUUCGUAAUUGUGCAGGACUUGCCUUGGCCGCCGGGGCUGAAAGCACUGUUUCUUCCCUUUCUUCGUUCAUGCUCGCUAUGGUACUGUAUUCCGACGUCCAAAGCAAAGCAAGACGCGAAAUCGACACUGUCAUUGGGAACGACCGACUUCCUGACUUUAGCGACCGUGGGUCUCUUCCUUACGUUGACGCCGUAGUCAGGGAGGUACUUAGAUGGAAUCCUGUCGCGCCUCUCGGUCUACCGCAUAUGGUGACGCACGACGACGAAUACAACGGCUAUUUCAUUCCCGCGGGCACCACAAUGGUCGGCAAUAGCUGGACCAUCUUACACGAUCCAGUCACUUACCCAGAUCCUGGAAGAUUCAAUCCCGAGCGAUUCCUCGGCAUUGGGAAAGGCAGUCCGGUGUUCGACCACGUCUCAGUAGCUUUUGGAUACGGACGUCGUAUUUGCCCGGGAAGGUUCAUGGCUGAAGGCCAGCUCUGGAUAUCCGUGGCAUGCAUUCUCAGCGCCUUUGAUAUUUCCCCGGCAUAUGAUGAAAACGGGAAACCCGUAUCGACGAAAGCGGCGUUUGCAUCGGGAAUGAUAUCACAUCCUUUGCCUUUCAAAUGUACUAUCACUCCGAGGAGCGAGCUUUCUAAGAAACUUGUUGAGCAGACUGCAGAUCUGGCGCCCUAG